Molecule: messenger RNA, 2602 nt
Organism: Lutzomyia longipalpis
Lineage: Eukaryota; Metazoa; Arthropoda; Insecta; Diptera; Psychodidae
Gene: sprt
Exons: 5
Coding region: 692-2503 (603 amino acids)
Molecular function (GO): protein binding
Source: RefSeq, a predicted model, not a curated record
CAGUUUGUGCUGUGUUGCCCAUCGAGGAGGAAGAGCAUUUGUUCACACUCCGUGGUUGUUUGUGGUGUUACAAACAGAAGAGAUUAAUUCGGAUCACACAGAGGAGUGGUGAACAUGAGAGAAAAUUGGUCUCAAUCGUGGCAGAUGUUUCAAGUGCUUUUCGGCAGAUAUUUGAUGUGAUUGCCGGGCAUGUGUGCUCAACCACGCUCAUCUUUGGAUAAAAAAAAAACAUUUUUGCUUUUUACAACAAAUAAGUGAAAAAACACACAGUGAGAAAAUUUAAUAAUCUUGUGUUUACCCCCCUUAUGGUUUUAUAGUGUUGUUGAGGACUCACUAAGCUCUGCAAUUUGUGGGAAAAAAAUUAUGCAUAUAGGGGUGAUGGUGGAAUAAAAUAUGUUGCUACGGCGGGAAUACAUUAAUCCUCCUCAUUAAGAUCUCUCGGCAUUGGAUCAAACGUUGUAUUUAAUCCCACGGAGGAGUAUAACAAAUUUCCGCAAUUAGUGAUAUUGAUGGGAGAGAGAUUCCGGGUUUAAUGAAUCAUCUCAAGAGGUUUAAUUAAAAACCCCACACCCAUCCCCUCAUCGUUCAGCAUCCGAAGCAUCUUGGGCGAGAGAAGGACGAAAAGAUUCAUUGUGGUAUUAAAAUUAAAAUUAAAAAAAAGUUUAUAGAAGAUUGUGUGGAACAAUGUGAAAUGGAAUCGGGUAGUGUCUUGAGUGAACCCUCAUCAACGGCCUUUGGCACCAAUCGCACUAUUUACGGUGCCCCAGAGAGAACCACAUCAAUGACAAUCCUAUCGACUGCGGGAGCACCAGCAUCGACCACAUCAUCGCAGGGGAAACCAAGAAUGUCUCACCUGGAGACACUCGAGGCAAAGAUGGCCAGUAUCGAGGUGUCACUGAGCGGAAGCACUCCGAGACGUCGCAAAGGUACAUCACUUGGUGGUAGUUCAUCUGUGAGAUCAUCCCCACGACCUGAAUCUGCCCCAACAAAGGAGGUGCGUUCAGCUCUUCAAGAUCGCGAAGCAAUUAUUCAGAGUUUGAGGAUGCAAUUGGGUCUGGGAAAAUUGCCACGUCCCUGUGGGACGCCCCUGGAGGAGAGUGAACGUCCAGCAGCUGAGCAGAGACUCCACAGACUCAAGAUUGAUGCUGAGAACAAGAAGAUCGCCAUUAGAAAUCUCAAAGCAGCUUUGGAUAAACUCGAUAUUACAGAUAAUAUCGACGUUAGAAUUCGUCAAGCGGAACUGGAGUAUGCCCUCGGACGCGAGGAGCUUCAACUCCUGUCGCUUGUGGAGGAGAUCCAGGCACUUCAGUCACGCCUGGAAAAAUCAAAACCCGAAGCCAAUUCAAUUUACAAUAUCCUGCAGAGUGGCACAAAUUUGAGCUUGCACGCAGUUCAGGUGACCGUUGGUCGGUGGGCAGCCACAUCGAGGAAUGAUUGUCCGGGAAUGUGGAUUGAAUGGGCACUGGAGGGGGAGGGUCUCUAUCGGGGUGACCGAAUAAUCGAGGUGAAUGGGAAGAUCUUCAGUGGGCGCAGCCGCGAAGAGCUCCAAAGGCUAAUUGGCUCAUCCAGUCGUUGCCAGCUGGUGGUCAUUCGCCAGAGAGCUAUGCCAUUUGCGCAGCAGCAACUGAUUCAGAGUCAAGAGGAUAAUUUGCGUCUGCAGCAUCGUAUAUCCUACCUCGAGGAGCAGGUGAAGGAACUUCAGGAGACCAAGGAGUCUCGUUCAUCGCCAACAAAUAAUUCCCACGUGACAAGCAUAAGUAUCUCAUCGCCAACACCCAAAUUGGUGGAAAAGCCGGAAAUUUUUCAACGUGGAAAUUUCAUUACGACCAUUGUGGAUGGGAAACCCACCAAGAGUCCACCGGCUGUGGCUCAGCUGUCCAAAGCAUCGCACGUGACCAAGACAACUAUUGUGAAGGAUAUGAAUGGGCAUGCUAAUGGGGAGAGUGAGGGAGUUCGCAGGAAUUUAUCCACAUCAACGGUCUCCCUGACUAGCAAUGUGUCGUCGAAGCGGGAUCUCGAGGAAAUUCGACGGGAGCGCUAUGUACAGAGAUCCGGAAGACUCGCAUCUUGCCAUGGGCAUCAUCAGCAACAUAUUUCUCGUAGCGGUGAUCACCUGCAUGAGUACAAUAAGUCCGCCAGUUCGGAUCGGAAGUUGGAAAUUUUGGCGCGAAAGGUCAACGGACAUCCGAAUCAUUUGAAUCAUCAGAGAACUCAUGAUCUCAGGAGUGUAAAGAGCCUGGACUUUGAUUCAGACUGCGGAGGGCAGCCAAGGGAUGUGGACUACACAUCGGAACCCCUUGGAUCGAAACCCUUGCGUCCGUUGCCGCCAAAGAAACCCCUAAGAUUGUCCCUGCAGCGCGCACAGAGCCUCCAAACUGUCGAAGGGACUGAUCUUGAUAAGAAGCGAGCCAACAAGAGACCCCAUCGUGGUAUGACUCCCUUCAAUGGGGAUCAACCAAAUGCACUCCAUACGGCGUCUCUUGGGCGCAACAAGUACAUUUAAAGCUCUCUCAAUUGUAUAUCAAAUACUCCACCCCAAUUCACACCUCUAUAUAGCAAUAUGUAGUAAGACAACACAUUCAAUAUAUUUUGUGGUGAAGAA